Molecule: messenger RNA, 5248 nt
Organism: Spodoptera litura
Lineage: Eukaryota; Metazoa; Arthropoda; Insecta; Lepidoptera; Noctuidae
Gene: adp
Product: WD and tetratricopeptide repeats 1
Biological process (GO): negative regulation of fatty acid biosynthetic process
Cellular component (GO): Cul4-RING E3 ubiquitin ligase complex; cytoplasm
Molecular function (GO): protein binding
Source: RefSeq, a predicted model, not a curated record
AUAGAACUUUAUAGAACGUGGUUCGUAAUUGAAAGUAAUGCACAGUAUUUAAACAAACUAGAACUUAAAAUAGAAGUGAAAAAUAAGUUAAUUACGAGAACAAAACCUGCAAGGAUUGAUAAGCUCUAGACAUAGACUAAAAGAAAAGAAAAUGCUGGCAACUCGGUGACAGCUGUUUGACAGUCCCUCUUUUAUUUUCGUAAGAAAUAUCUUCUCGUCGAGAAUAAAGCUUUUUGUUGAUUGUAUUUGUUUGUUCAUUGUGUAUUCCGCAUUGAAUUGACGAUUAUUUUAGUGGUAUAUUUCUGUGCAACACAUAGUAAUGUGAAGUAAGAUGUGUAACACUAUAAAUAGAUUGAGCCGCAGUUAGUUUGACGAAUUGUAUGUUUGUGAUGGUUGAUCAGACAUAUGACGAAUAAUUACGCGAAAAUGGGCAGAAGAGAGGACCCCGCUUGGGCCAGCGGCACCGUGGGGCUGCUGGCGGCGAGGGAGCGUGGGGAAGUGGAUAGAAAGUUUCAGAGUCGGCUUACGGUGACCCGACCUAUGAUCGACAGAUUGGGACUGGAGAAGGAGCUGCACGGGCAUAUGGGAUGUGUUAAUUGCCUGGAGUGGAACCACGAUGGAUCAAUCCUGGCAUCAGCUUCUGACGACCUUCAUGUCAUGCUGUGGGAUCCCUUCCGCUACAAAGAGCUUAUGAACAUAGCAACUGGACAUACUGGGAACAUAUUCUCUGUAAAGUUCCUAUCCCCGGACGUGAUAGCAACAUGCGCGGCGGACGGCACGGUUCGCGCACGCAGCGUCAACUCCAACGCGCCGCUCCUGGAGUGCGUGUGUCACUGCGCACGAGUCAAGCGUCUCGCCACUGCCCCUGACAACCCACAUCUACUGUGGUCUGCCGGGGAAGACGGACUUGUAUUGCAACAUGACUUACGCAUGUCUCACAGCUGUAACCCAGACUCAGCCAACGUGCUGGUGAACUUACUGAACCACUUAGGACGGUACGCUGAGGCUAAAUGCGUUGCUGUGAACCCUCGCCGUCCCUACCAGCUCGCAGUCGGAGCCAACGACUUCUAUGUACGGCUCUACGAUACUAGGAUGAUCAAAUUGGCUAGAUUACAGUGUGUGGCCCCGCAGACGAGCGGGCCGGCGUCGCGCCAGAUGUGGGAGCGCCAGAACAUGCGCUGCUCGCGCGCCGGGCACGGCGACCCCGACAACAACAUCCCGCGCGCCGCCGUGCACUACUUCGCGCCCGGCCACCUCUCAAUGGAGCCGAAUGAGCACACGUUCCCUAAGAAGGCUACGACGUACGUAGCAUUCAGUAAUGAUGGGAACGAACUGCUCGUCAAUCUCGGCUCCGAACAGAUAUACAUAUUCGACAUAAACGCAGCGCGGCGGCCGGUGUUGGUCGAGAGCUUCAUCAUCCAGCACAACCACGGGAAUAGAACCUCGGACGCCAAGCAGCCGCUGAGGAAUGGCACCAAUGGUACCACUCCCCCCCCUCAGCCACCACCGCCACAACUACCUGACCGCGUCAGGCAACUUAAAGAAAUGGCGAAUGACUUCGUGAACAAGGGCAGCUACCCGACGGCGGUGGAGUACUACAACGAGGCCAUCGCGCUCUGUCCCGACUGCGCCAUCCUGUACUCCAACAGGGCCGCCGCGCUCAUGAGGCGAGGCUGGUCGGGCGACACAUACGCGGCAAUAAAAGACUGUUACAAGGCUAUAAAGCUGGACGCGUCGCACGUGAAGUCCCACUUCCGGCUGGCGAAGGGCCUCAUGGACCUGAAGCGGGCGCGCGAGGCCCACGAGUGCCUGCUGUACUUCAAGGACAAGUUCCCUCGCCACGCCACCAGCCACGCUGUCUUCUUACUGCAGAAGGACAUCAACGUCGCCUUGGAGAACAUGGAGACUACACCAGAUGAAGCAGCCGCGGAGGCGGAGGACAGCCAGCCCACGUCCGUCCUCGAGCGACAGCUGCGGGGCGCCGCCCUCGACUACUCGCAGCGACUACUGGGCCACUGCAACACCACCACCGACAUCAAGGAGGCCAACUUCCUCGGACCUGAUGCCAACUAUAUCGCUGCUGGUUCUGACGACGGCAGCCUGUUCAUCUGGUGUCGUAAGUCUGGGAAUAUAAUCCGCUGCAUGCGCGGAGACGACUCCAUCCUCAACUGCAUCCAGCUGCAUCCCUCCAUGUUCCUGCUGGCCACCAGUGGCAUCGAGACCGUGGUGCGGCUCUGGAGUCCACGACCUGAGGAUGGCAAAGAAGAGAGCCGCAUCAUCCGUGACUCUGGGUCUGCAGCGCAGGCUAACCAGCAGCGCAUGCGCAGCGACCCGUUCGAGGCCAUGCUACUCAACAUUAGCUUCGCCAGCGGGAACGUGGACAGGGACCUGCACUCGCCCGCCUGCAGGCCUACAUAGGUAACACAACAAAUAAAUUAUUAUAAAAAUAUUCAUAGGCGUUAUAGGAACGCGGUCGAUAAGCGCAUUGUAAUCAUCACUACGAGUCAUUUGUAAAUAGUUACUAUUAUAUACAUUAUUACAUAUAAUUAAUGAUACGGCGUUAUUAUUAUUUUCAACCUCUUUUUAUUACUUUUUCAACAUGUUAUGUACUACAUACUAGAGGUAGAUAUUUUUGUAACGAUAGUCGGAAUACAAGUAAGCAUUUUGAACUCAGCUUCCAUGUAAUAAGGGUGAUAUUACUGGUUAUAGAUGUUAUUGGAAAACGUGUGAUACUAAUUGGUGUUUUAAUAGAAAUAUGUUUUUAUCAAAACAUGAAUGCCUUAGACUUUUGUAAACAAUAAUAUGUACCUACAAUGUUAGGUACGCCUGGGAUAGGUUUGAUCCCAAAAUGACUUCAAGCGCCUUAUAGGAAUGGCGAUCUGAAACCGAUUAAUCGAAGAAUCAAUCCUUUGGAGCAAAAAAAAAAUCGAUCUUUUUAAUCUAUCCUAUGCAUUGAAUCGAUCUCAACAUCCUAAGGUCGAGAUACGAUUUUUUAUGUCUUGGUAUAAACAUACAAUUAGUUGAAGGCCCGUAUUACUAGAGUGCAGCCGGUUAAUUGCCGAGAUGGCUGUAUGUUUAGUCUCCUUCACCUCACUUCUGAUCAAUAAAAAAAGUUACAUUUAUAAUUUUUGACUUAUUGUAUCUCUGUACUGUGAUUGAUUUGACAUUGUUAAAACUAUUUGAAAACUUAUCGAUUUUUUGGAAAUCAAUCUUUUAGACCCCGUUUUUUUGUGGAUCGAUUCAUCCUUUCAGUAAGAAUCGCCAUCCCUAACUGCGCUAAUAAUGACUAUGUGACGUUAAGAAAAUAAAAACUUAAUCCUCCAAUGCUAUUACUCAAAUAUGCUGCGCUAAUAUCCAAAUGUGGCUCUGUAUUUAUAGGUUUUAUAUGUGUCUCGAUGGUAAAACUCAAAAAAAGAACUCGAACCUUAUUGAAUUUUUUUCAGGAAUAGUCUCACAACUUUCUAUUUUUUUUCCAACAAAUUAAAUAAAUACCGAUUCUUAGCAAAUAACUGUAAUGAUUCACAUCUCCCUGUGUCUUCUUGAAGCGGCUGUAUGAACUUUCCUUUCAUAGUCUGUUUUUCACUUGUUUAGUCAAGUCUUUCUGAUACAAUCAUACAUUACAUAUUAUUAUGUCAAAUAAGAGCUUUCAAUAUUCUGCUAUGUUAAUUAAAUAAAUAAUAAUAAUAUCUUUUCAAAAUCGGGGCAUUAACGUUAAGAAAAUUGGUGUCUUGAAAUAGAAUUUUCAUAAUGAAUAGCUAUAGUGGAUCUUUGCUUAAUUAUUGUUCCUGAGAUAUACCUCCUUUAGAAAGGCUAGAUUCCAUUAUAAACUGACCUCGCAUUAAACAGACUUUAUAUAUUGUGACAGAUCAACAUUUAUUGGAAUGAAAAAGAAGUUGUGAAACAAAUACAUAGCAAUGGAUUAGUGCCUUUAUUUAAUAGGACCUUAGGUCUAAAUCAGUGUUUAAAUGUAUACAUAUUGCUCAAACCAUAAAUGAUACUCUAGUAUGUAGUACAAACGUCAAUAAGGUUUAUUUUCGUGUGCAAAUUAUCGAGGUGCCAAGUGGUUAUGUUUUUAUCAUCAUUUUGUAUGAUUUUUGUACCGAUGUCAAUUCUGGGGUCGCUACAAAGGAAAAUGGUUGAAAUUUUAUUUGUAUUGUGUUUCUAAUAAAUGGUGGAUAAGGAAGAGAUAGGAUUACGCAAAUGUUUUGUAUUUUUUAAUGUUGGACGGGAGGUGAACUAAUAUUGGAAUAUAAUAUAUUUUGUCAUAGCUUUAGUUACAAGAACUGAUAUAUAAUCAUGAAGUCGUAGCCGUAAUUAUGAUUUGCUGUAUCAUAGCGUGCGUUGCGGUGUGGGCCACUGUUUCCAUUGCGCCGUGACGUGGCGUCCGUCAUAGUAAGGCAGGCAGAUAGAUAAAUAGACGUUGCAAACUACACAUUUGUGUAUUACUUUUUUGUACUAUGUGUAUAUUCUUAUUUUAGUGUAUUCUUGCCAUAGUUUCUUGUUGGAUUCUCAGGGUGUUAUAAAAUAAUAUAUAUGGGAGCAAGGUAAUCACUUCAAAAUCAUAUGAUAUCGAUAAACAAUUAAUGUAUAGCCAUUAUAUCCUUGGUUUGACUCGUUUAUGAUAUUGACAGCAACAGAUUGGAGCUAGGUAAUAAUCUCCUUUUUACACUAUCUAUGUAUUAUUAUAGUUUCUAUUUUUGUUUUUUCUUCAGAGUAGUAAAACUCAUAAACGUAGGUGGGUCGUUGUCCACCUGAAACGAUAUGCUAAAGAGGUGAUUCUCUUUAGCCAAAAACAACGUCUAUUUUAUCAUCGCCAAAACCUAUAGACUUCCAGUUUCUCUUUAACUAGUUAGCAAUUAAUAUUAAGCAUACAUUAUCUUACAUUUUGUAAUCAAUAUAAAUACCACCAAGUAAUCUGAAAAUUCGACAUUAUCCGGAUAGAUUCUGCAAACAUUUUACAUUAUUUAUAUAAAGAAAUAAAUGGCUUUUUUAUUUCAUUGUAUUUUAUUUAUUUAUUUUAUAGUAUAAGUAGGAUAUAAUACAAUUGUCUACUCAGUACCAGAUUAUUUGGUGGUAUAUAAAAAUAAUAAUUCUUUUAGAAAAUAUCGUGACCGAUGGUCAUGCGCAAUGGAAAUAGGGUCCUGAGUAAAAAUACUGGCAAAAUGAAAGGAUUUCAUAGCGGUGCCGAGGGCUGUCUACUGUAGUGAGAUAUAUAGAGUAUAAUUUUAAUAAAACAAGUCAUUCAUAA